AAGACUUUUCGCGUUAUUUGCAAUGCUAGCUAACUGGAUAGCAGUGUCGGUAAAAGCCAGAAUACCCGGAUGAUACGGCGGACUACCAAGGGGCGUGGCCUGACCUGGACCACGUGACGCGCUGCUGGCUGCUCUCUCUCUCUCUCUCUCUCUUUCUCUCUCUCUCUCUCUUUCUCUCUCUCUCAGCUCCGAUGUCAGCCGUGUGUGUGUGUCAGAGAGUGUGUGAGUGUGUUUGUGUGAGAGUGUGUGAGUGUGUGUCGCCGCCGCCCGGACAGCGGGAGGAAUAGUCCGGAAAAAAAAAAAACCCCACAAAAACCAAAAAAAAAAAAAAAAAAAAAAAAAAAAAAAAAGAUGGAACUGACGGCGAUUGGGGACCGAGUUUUCGCCGCUGAAGCGAUCCUGAAACGCCGCGUGCGAAAGGGCAACAUUGAGUAUCUGGUGAAAUGGAAAGGAUGGGCACUGAAGCACAGCACAUGGGAACCCGAGGAGAACAUCCUGGACGAUCGGCUCAUCACAGCGUUUGAGCAGAAGGAACGAGAGCAAGAGCUCUACGGCCCAAAGAAGCGGGGACCUAAACCAAAAAACUUCGUGCUCAAGGCACGUGCUCAAGCAGGUGAGACGUCGUCCCGCGGUUCCAGUACCCGUCAUGCCCCUCCGUGCCCCUCCUCCUCAUCGCCGGUCCCUCCUAACCCUUCGUCUUCGUCAUCCCUGGCGCCGACGCCCAGGUUGCACUCUCUGGCUGCCUCACACAAGCUCAAGAAAGACAUCCAUCGCUGCCACCGCAUGUCCCGGCGACCUUUGCCCCGACCCGACCCUUUGGCGAACCCAGACGGUUCCUCCUUCCUCUCCCGCCUGCCAAUCUCUCCGUUUUCUGAGACUGUGCGCAUUUUGAACCGCAGGGUCAAGCCACGUGAGGUCAAGCGUGGUCGCAUCAUUCUCAACUUAAAAGUUAUUGAUAAAUACGGUAAUGGGACAACCAAAGGACACCAAGGAAGGGCGCAGAUCCCAUCGCGGAAUCGCAUCAUCGGAAAGAGGCAAGGGGACAUGCCCUACAAGCCGUUUCAACCGCCCAUGAAGAUGCCCGGCUUUCCUAUGUACGGCCAGCCAUUUGGGCUCCAGCCGUGCCCUCCUGCUUCAGCUUCAACUGGUACGAGAGCGAGCACUUCUAUUGGAAGUAAAACCAGAGCCCAUUCCUCAGCAGAUUCUUCCAGGGUUCGGAUCCAGUCUCCCCCUUCUCCGUCCAGCUCCAGCGGCACUGAAAGCGACGCUCCCUCUUCACCGCAAAUCCAGCCCCGUCGACAGCAAGCUCAGAUCGCUGCAACCUCAUCCCCACCUCUGGCACUGAGCACAGAAACCUCAUCCCAAGCUCGGUCCACUGGCACCAAAUCUGGAUCUUCAGCACCUUGUCUACCCUCCUCUCCACCCCUCUCUUCUUCUUCCUCAUUAUCAUCGUCACCAGAAGACAAAAAAGGAAGGGCACCGAAUCUCCCCUGUGUGGCUAGGGGCAGGAAGAGAAAGCCACGCCGCCGAUUUCAGACAUCCAGUCCCUCGGGUGAUGGCACGGAGAAGACAGUGCCGAAACAAGGUGACCCCGACUGGCAUCCUAAGCGGACACCCAGCCGCGCCAAUGUUGUUGUUACUGAUGUUGCAACUAACCAUCUUACUGUCACUAUUAAGGAGUUUUGCCAGUCUGGAGCUGCUUCCAGACCCCCGUCACCGUCCCACGCUGAGAAUGCCAAAGCUUCCACCACCUAGUCUUCUCCAGUUACUACAAACAGUAUAUCUCAUUCACCCCUUGACCCCAACAAGAACUUGCCAUAAGAACAUUCCCCGAAAAAACAACGUUGCCAUCAAUAAAAUUUAAACAUAUUUUUUAAAGAAAUUAAGUUAUCUAUAUAUAUGGACAUGCAGAGAGUUCAUACUCUGCUCGUCCCAAGUGUAUUCUUUUCAACCGCACAUUGACCCGAGAGAUUCUGUGUCUUUGGCGACCCUGUUCUUCAAUGAUCAUGUGGAACUCUAGGGCUGCAAGAUGAACAAAAUUGUAAUAAUAUUGCUUCAUAUUGCAACUGCAAUAAGCCUUGCAAUAUAUUAAAAAUCGAUCGGUGAAUCCCUGACAUGACUGCAGCAACCAGAUCGGUUAGAGGGCUUGUCUGCAUACCGCGGCCUUCUGCAAUACGUCAGUACUGCAAAUGUCAAUAUAAUUGCAAAAGCAAUUAACAAGAUACAUUACAUUUAAUCCUAGAACUGUGCCUGCUUUUGGUGCCGUCAGUGCUGUAGACACCUUAGCAUGAGCAGUGAGUGUGAGUAAGUUAUGCUUCGGUGUGGUUCGUAAAGAAUGCAGCGUGUAUUGUAACCAGUCCAUCCUUCACCACCAUAGAUCCCAACACAGACCAUUUAUUUGCACGCACACUGCAAGACCCUUCUUGCAACCUUUCAGUUCUGCCCUUGUGCUCUUCCCCCUUACUGAAAGAUACAUCCACCAAGACUCUAAACUGCCGGUGUUUUCACAAAUACACCAAGGACUGCAUCUCAAGAUUGCUACUGUACAUCAUUUCUGUUCCCUGUUUCCUGGAAUCGUAUUUGCCUUCUGGAGUAACCAUAGUUUGUAUUUGGUGUGAUUGGUGUUUUAUGGGCUUUCAACAGACGUUGGACUGGUUUGAGAACUGUGAAGCGGUGACUUUAACUAAGUUCUACAAAUGCAUAGCCUUGAUUAAUGAAACCUUCAUUAACAGCCGAUGCUAUUUGGAAAGAUUUCUUAAUGUUUUUUUUGAUAGCACCACAGGUCGCUUCUCAGACUGGUCCAGCAGUCGAGCUUUUGGUCCAACUGGGUGCUAGCAUUGACAGAUCAGACCUGGGAUAAAAACAGUCUAACUUUUCUUAUGUUUUUCUGAGCUUCCUGCAGAAGGGCUCAUGUGAAUGUGAAUGGUGGUUUUGUGGGUUUUGGGGUUUCACAUGCGCCAUCGCUCAUGUCCAACUUUGGGUGCGGUCCAAGUGAAAUCACCAAUUUACCAUUCAGAGCAAAACCAGAUUUUGGACUGAUUCUGCAAAAUCAUUGCAAUGUAUUUAUGUCUGUUUUAUGAAAAGAGAAAUGAAGUUUAUGGUGAACAGGAUCAUGCCGGCAUCACACAGUUCAUAUGGCAGCUAACUUGGCUAACUGUGGUGAAGAAUAAUGCAAUGUGAGAAGGCUUAUUUAUUUAUAGGACUCAUCUGAUGAAGCAUAGCCACCGAAUUGCUCUAAUAAUCCUGCGCAAAUCUUAAUUAAUGUGCCUUUGGGAACUUAGGGGAGAGGAGAAUAUUGGGAAAUGUGUUUUGGUGGGGGCUUGUCUUUAGAUAUGACUUUAUAUGUUUUUUUUUGUCCUAGUCUAAACUUAUAGCUUAUAUUUUCUUUCUUUUUGAGGCAACAUGCUUAUAAAUUGGUAGCAACCCAUUGGACUAUAUAGGGCAUUUUUACUUGUAGGCAGUUUUCUGUACCUGACCAAUCAGCUGUAAGACUGCCAUUUGGAGAGAUUUAGAAUAAAAGUACAUUUUUGGUGAAAAGUGAAAUGAUUUAAGUAACUUUCAUCACUGGUAUGUUAUGUUAGCUAAUUAGCAGCUAGCCAGCUGUAGUUGUUAAUGAGGGCUAGAUUCAAAGUUGGUGACUUAAUUUAUACCAAUAUUUUAUGAUUUAAAGUUAUGUCAAUAUUGACAUGAAGGAAGUUCUCUGUAUUCAGAGUCGGGUUACGCAGGUACCCCAUUUUCUGGUCGUCCCAUUCAGAUUUGUCAGAAUAGAAGUGUAUGAGACGCAUCUCCCGAGCAACUGUCCGAGGAGGGUUUGAAUCUGUAGUUAUGCACAAUUUCGAUAUUAACACUACACUACGUACACAUAAUUCAGCUCUCUGCACUAGUUAAGCUAUCUAGCUAGCCAACAUGGUAGUGUUGAUUAAUCUAAAUUAAAAAUUAAUUCAUUUCAUUUUAACCUUAUCAGUCUCAUUGCCCUUAUACCUUCUAAAAAUGGCAAAUGUCCUCACUGAAAAAAAAAAAGAUGACUGUUGCUACAGUUGUGAAACAUGUUGCUAGGAAGGUUGCCUCAAAUAGUUGAUCGUGUAUCAUUACGUUUACGAUAUUUUGUUCCGUUAUUUCCAGCAAAUGUAUUUUAAACCUCCAAAAAGUAAAGUUUAUCCCAGGUCUGGGAGAGAUGAACUCCGUGACCCACUCCUUCCUCCGGUGCUGCCCCUCCACAGGGCACCUCUUGUGGUGCAUCUAUAUUAUAUAACAGUAUAUGAAGCAUGUGUUGCCUUUGGCCGUUGCUUUUUUUUUUUAACCUAGGAAGUGCUCCAAAGUACCAAAAGUCAAGUCUUGUUUACCUGUGUGUACUGUGUGCUAGAGAAUAGCCGUAGGAACUGCUGAGGUGGUUCAUCAUUACUCGAAGUUAACCAGUGGCCUAUGUUUUAUAUUUAAUAGGGCUCGAAAAGAUUUUUGGACAGUGGCACUACCUAAAAAGACCUGGCACCUUCAGAGAGGUGUAAGUGAUCCGGAGGGCUUUUUUUUUUUUAAUUUCCGUACUGUAGGAGUGACGUACUGAGUGCCACGUUUCUUUUAUAGCCAUCCUUGUUCUAUUUGAGUAGUUGGGUUUUGGGUUUGAGUGAAUGAUAUACCCAAACGCCAAGCUAAGUGUGAUCUAUGAAACGUGUCUUUUAUUGUUUUAUGUAUUGAUAUAAGUUGAUGACUAUAUUAAUGAUGACGAUGAUGAUAACAUUGUAAUGUAUCUGAUGCAUGUACUGCAAAAGCCUAAUUGUACAGGUCAUUUAAAUGUCAAUUAUUGGUGUUGCUUUGUGUGUUUCUCUUGUAAGAUGCUUUUAAUAAAAGUCACCCCAAAGACA
This is a messenger RNA of Pangasianodon hypophthalmus (striped catfish), 4859 nucleotides long. It is a transcript of the gene cbx6a, whose product is annotated as chromobox homolog 6a. The transcript has 6 exons. NCBI's taxonomy places the organism in Eukaryota, Metazoa, Chordata, Actinopteri, Siluriformes, Pangasiidae. The record is from RefSeq and is a predicted model, not a curated record. The coding region runs from base 352 to 1755 and encodes 467 amino acids.